This is a messenger RNA of Dictyostelium purpureum, 5625 nucleotides long. RefSeq lists its product as uncharacterized. Gene Ontology annotation, molecular function: mRNA binding. Gene Ontology annotation, biological process: intracellular distribution of mitochondria. NCBI's taxonomy places the organism in Eukaryota, Evosea, Eumycetozoa, Dictyosteliales, Dictyosteliaceae. The record is from RefSeq and is a predicted model, not a curated record. Gene Ontology annotation, cellular component: cytoplasm. The transcript is spliced from 2 exons. Bases 1 to 5625 code for a protein of 1874 amino acids.
AUGGAGAGUAGUGUAUCGAAAAUAAUAAAGAAAUAUAAUUCUUUAUCUAAUACACCCAAUCCCACCAAAAAACCUUUUAGUAUCUCCACACACAAAAAUAUAAAUAACUCUGUAAAUAAUAAUUCUGUAAAUAAUAAAACUUGUAAUAAUAGUAAUACUAAUAGUAAUACUAAUAGUAUCAAUUGUAAUAAUAUUAAUAAUAAUAAUAAUAAUAAUAAUAAUAAUAAUAAUAAUAAAGUAGAUAAUAAUGAAAAAGAUAAUGGCUCAAUAGAUAAUAAUAUAAUAAAAAAAAAUUCAAAUGACAUAAGAAAUGAAAUAGAUGAAAUGGCAAAAAGAAUAAAUUCAUUAUCAAUAUCUUCAAAAGAAAUUAAAAACAAUACAAACGAAAUUAAAAAUAGAUUUGAGGAGAAAAGUGAUAAUAACAAUAUCAGUAAUAGCAAUGGUAAUAAUAAUAAUAGCGAACAAAAAACACCUGAUGAGGAUGAAAAUGAAUUAAAAGAGAGUGGCGAAUUUAGAAUUCCAACAGCAACUCCUGGUGGUUAUGGUUAUAGAUUAUCAAUUGAACCAGAAUCAAUAAAUUCAACAUCUUCUUAUUCUUAUUCAAUAUCACCUUCAAUCAUACCAGAAACAUCACUUAGUGUGGCACCACCAAUUGAAAUAAACAAUAAUAGUGAUAAUAUCAGUAAUAAUAGUGAUAAUGAAAAUGAUUGUAAUAAUAGUAAUAAUGAUAAUGAUUGUAAUAAUAGUAAUUUUGUAAAUAACAAUAAUGAUAUUGAUUGUAAAAAUUAUACCAAUGAUGAUAAUAAUACCAUUGAUAAUAAUAAUACUAGUAACAAUAAUAAUAUUCAACCAAUAAAAUCCUAUCCUUUUCUUAAUAAAAAGGAUGAGGUUAAAUCAUUGCAGGAUCUUUUAUCAAAAAAUUUAAUUAGAGAAAGCUACGAACCUGUAAUAAAGAGUGAAGAAGAUGUUGGCGAUGAGGAUGAAGAAAAUGAACCAACAAGUAUAAAUCAAGAUGAAGCAACAGAUGAAGAAGAACACCAAAUCAAUGAAAAUAAACAAUAUUUAAAUAAAAGUUUAGGACAAAUUUUCAAUGAAGAUGAUGAAGAAACAGAAAUGUGUGAAUUUGAAGAAGAUAAUAAUAAUAAUGAUAAUAAUACAAUAGUAAUACGUAAAGAAGAUCUCUUUGAUGAUGAUGAAGAGGAUGAAGAGGAUGAAGAAGAUGAAGAAAAUAGUUAUAAUUUAAACAACAAUAUAAAUAAUAUUAAUACUAUAAAUAAUAAUAAUAAUAACAAAAACAAUAAUAGUACAAAUAAUAGUGCAAAUAGUAGUAAAAACAAUAGUAUUAAUAGAAAGCCAAAACAAUCAUUACCUGAAGGAUACUCAUAUUUUCAUGAAAGAAGAUCAACAAUUUUACAAACUAAUUUUACAAGUGGUGCAACUAGUACAAGCUUUAAUGGUGAAACAAGUGGUAGUAGUACAAGUAAUAUUUUAACCAGUUUUUCUAUGGAUACAAGUUCAAACAGCGAUUUCUUUUUAGAUCAAGAUGAAGAAGAAAGUAAAUACAAUAUAUCAUUUUUAAAUGAUAAAUUUAAAUUUCCAAACCACAAAGAUGAAGAGUAUCAUUGGAACUCAAGCUUUCAAGAAAUUCUAUCAUUAUCAGAUGAUGAUCCUAACAAAUCUAAAAGACUUUUCACUUUAGCACAAGAAUUUGUGACGCUUGCAAAUGAAAUUGGCAAAGUAUUAAUCUCGGAAGUUAAAUCGAAAAAAAAAGAAAUUAAACCAUGGGUAAUUGGGGGUCAAGCUGGUGGUAUUAAAUACAAAUGUCACGAUAUUAUUUUUAAAUUUGUUACAGAUUUAAAAAGUAAUGACAACACAACUUGGAUCUAUGGAGGUACUUAUAAAUGCGAUGAAAAGGCUCAAAAGAGUGCAGGACAUGAACUAAAAAGCUUAAAUCAUUUUAGAAUGGCAUCUUCAAAUUCAAUUCGUACACCAUUAAUGGCAAUUAUCUCAUAUUUGGGUUAUAAAGUUACAGCAAUUUCAAAUUUACCAAUUACAAAGGAUGAAACAAUCGUUUAUGGUUCAAACAAUAGUGGUAUUAAUGUGCAUACAUCAAAAGUAAUCCAUGAUGAAAUGAAAUCAAUAUGUGAACAAUUAAAUUUAUCAGAGCAUUGCGUUAAUGAUUUGGGUAGUGGCGGAACAAAGGAUAUAUUUGGUCCAGUUGAUAUUGAAAUCCACGAGAUUAAUAAAAACCAAUAUUAUGGGAUUGACUUUUCGAGACUAUUUCCACCAGAAGACCCAGAAUACUCAACACCUAGAAAAGGCUUUAGGGGUGGUAAUUUAUUAUGUAAAUUAUUAAGACCAGAACUGGUAAAAAAAUCAAGUAAACCUUUAAGUAGCGAUGCUUUUUUUACAUUUCAAAACGCAGAAAAACAAGAUGAACAUAAUGAAAAUGUAUCAAUAAUUACCAAAAAACUUCACAAUACCGUUAUACCAGAAUUUGCAAAACAUAUCGAUAACAAUAGUGUUGGCACCAUCAAGAGUUUAAAACCAUCAAAAUCAAUUUACGACUCUAUAUUUUCAGCUGAUCAAACCCAAAAAACUACUGAAAACUUCCCAGAAUGGAUUUUCAAAUUGGAUACAGAUAGAAGAACUCAUGAUAACGAUUUUAAUUUUUCAUCAAAAAGUCUAUCUCAAAAAGCAAGUUAUAUCAAAACAUAUAUUGACGAAUUGCACAGUUCAGGGAUCAACAUUAGAUAUCUAGGUUUAGUGUCCAAAAAUCUAAAAACAAAAUCUUUAAAGAAUCUACUUCAAAGCGAGGUAUCUGCAAGAGUUUGGAAGAAAUAUAUUGGUUCAACUAUCAGAUCUUGUGAUAAUCCAACUGAAUACAACUACAAGAAAAUUCUAUCAACCAUCUUUGAAAUGAUAUUGUAUCCAUACGACUCUUUAGAAAACAAAGAUUUUUGGUGCUUAAAAAGCAAGGACACUUUCAAGUAUUUGGCACUGCAGUGCUUCGAUAAAUGUAUAUCUGAUGAAGACUUGGUUGAAACUGUAGAUUUCAGAAAUAAAAUAGAUAAUCGUUUAGUAGCCUACAGAUUAAUUCAAAUGCUUAAUGUUAAAAUCAAUAGUGAAGCUAUGAACCAAUUUUUAUCAAAUAGUAACUAUGUUAUCACCCUUCACGACAUUGAAGAGAUAGGUUCAAAGAUUCAAUACCUCAGUAUUGUCGAUGUUGCUGCCGGUUCAUUUUUAUUGGACGAGGCGAUUCAAAGUAUAUCAAGUGGUAAUAGUAAUCCAUUAGCAACUCAGAGAUUAAUUGAAAAUGCCAAAAAUAAAUUCCUCUCGGCUUUAUGUUCAAUGCCAUUAUCAACUUCAGUAAUGCUUAAUUUAGGUCGUUGUUAUUUACUCCAAGACAUUACACUCAGUAUCAAUAACAAACAAUCAAUCGACAAUAUAAAGUCAGCAUUGGCCCACAUUAACUCAAAUGAUCCUCAAGUUAAAGCGUUACUAGGUAUCUUUUAUUUAAAAUUAGCAACCUAUCAUAUUUUUAACAACUUGCCAAUAUUAGAUUUUGAAAAAAUUAUAUUAAAACUAAAAGAAAGUUGGAACAAUGUACCAGAUAGUUUAAUUAUGGAUAAGUUAUUUUUAAAUUUUAACCAAUUUAAGAUCACCAAUAAUAGUAACCAGCAGUAUAAUAAUUCAAAUAAUAACGAAAUAUUACUAUUCGAAAAAAAGAGUAUUAAUGAACUCAUGGUAUUGUGUGUGGCCUUGGAUGAGCUCAAAAAGAAGUUUAAAUUUGAUUUAAACCUUGGUUAUUUCUUUAUAAAUAUUAAAUUGGUUAAAGAAUUUUCAAUUCCACAAUGUCUUUUACACUAUUUCUAUGAAAAGAGAAUUAGUGUCAAUCCAAUUACCCACCAUCAACUAAUAAUCGAUAUCAGCUCAAUAGUAUUUUCAAAAGCCAAUAAUAUAUCAACUAUCGAAUUAAAUAAUAUAAUAAUUAAUGAAUCCCUAUUACUUCAAUUUAAUCUUAUUAAUAAUUUAAAGAUAAGCAAUUGUAUCUUUUCAUUCACCAAUAGUAACAAAAAUAACAAUAAUAUUGGCAGCAACUUAAACGAUCCAGUAAAUGAAAUAUUAUCAAAGUGCAAACUUUUAAAAACAUUAUAUAUUGAUUUUAAAAUAUAUACUCCUCAACUACAAACCCAUUCACAGUCCCAAUCAACUUUAACAACUGCUUUAAUGCAACAGCAAGCACCUUCGGACUACCAUUCAAUUGAUAAGCAACUAAAUAUAACAUCAGACUAUUUAAGAUUAAAAUCAUUAUCAUUAGUAAAUUUUAAAGGUUUAUUUAGACCACCAAAAGACGAAAUCAUAUUAAAUCAAUUAGAAGAAUUGAAUAUAAACUAUUCAUUAGAUUUAAUCGACCUCAUUUCAGUAUGUUCAAAAAUUAAAAAACCAUCAUUAAAAUCGAUUUCCAUUGCUGGCUUUUCAAAUCCCCACAAUGCAGAUCAUAUAAAUGGUGUUGAUAAAAAAAUAUUUAAUGAAAAUUUAACAGAACUAGAUAUAUCCUCAUGUAAACUCCCCUUAUCAGUUGUUAAUGAUAUUGUAAAAAACUCUUCCGGUCUAAAGGUACUUAAAGCUUCAAAUAACAACUACUUUUCAAAUUUUGCACUAGGAGUUUUGAACGAUCGUCAAUUAGAAAAGCUUUAUUUGGACGGUAUUUCCUUUGUAGGCUCUGAAAAGUUCUAUCUUACAAAUUUAUUAAAACUAAAGAGUUUAAAAGUUCUUUAUUUACCAAAUUUUCAAAGAGUAAACAAUAAUAGCAUAAUAACACAAGAUAUAUCAAAUAUACUUUGCGAUUUUAAAAACCUUGAAGAUUUAAAGAUCCCAUGUUACUUUCCUUUAUCAUCACUUGUUCAAACACUAAACAACUCUUCAACCCCAAUUUAUCUUAGAAAAAUUAAAAGAUUAAAUUUAGAAAAAAGCACUGUAUCAGUAAAAUCACUUCAAACUAUAAUUAAAAUCUCCCCACUUCUUGAAAAUAUAUCAUUAUUUGGUAGUGUUUGGGAAAUCGAAGCCAAUCAUAAAGACUUACUUUCAAACCUCAUCGAAUCAAGUACAAUCAUUUUUAAUAAUAAUAUUAAAGAAUUAAAUAUAGCAGAAUGUGACUUAAAAAAACCAGAAAUUAGAGAAAUAAUUAAAUUUUUCCCAUCACUUCGUUUAAUUAUAACAAAUUUUAAUAGACUAGGUAAAACAUUUAAUAUGAAUAAAACUCAUUUCCAAGUUAUAAAAUAUAUAAAAGAAAAUAAUAACACCAUUAAUAACAAUAAUAAUAACAUUAAUAAUAACAAUGGUAACAAUAAUAAUAAUAAUGGAAUCAAUAACAAUAAUGUCAAUAAUUAUAAUACUAUUAAAAACAAUUUCAAUACGAUUACCAGUAAUAAUAGUUAUAAUAGUAUAGUUAAUGGUGCCACGGUUGAUAAUCUCAAUAGUGAAAAUACAAUUAAGGGUGAAAAGAAAAAGAAGAACGGUAAACCACCACUUUUGGUUCAAUUAAAAGAAAAGUCAUCAUCAACAUCAUCAUCAUCAAACCCCAGCAACUCUGGUUUCUUUAGAAAAAAAAUAAAUAAUUAA